Molecule: messenger RNA, 915 nt
Organism: Stereum hirsutum FP-91666 SS1
Lineage: Eukaryota; Fungi; Basidiomycota; Agaricomycetes; Russulales; Stereaceae
Exons: 4
Coding region: 1-915 (304 amino acids)
Cellular component (GO): membrane
Molecular function (GO): transferase activity, transferring alkyl or aryl (other than methyl) groups
Source: RefSeq, a predicted model, not a curated record
AUGCUGAGCCGUGCUGCAUACCACGCUCACACGCUAUUACUGUUCACAAAGGAUGACUUCCGAACGACUAUGAUCCCCAUCACUAUUUUCGCAGCAGCCUCCGCCCCCCUCUACUCCGCCGUGAAACUCCUGCACGUACUUCUCUGGAUAUGGCUCCACCUCCUCCACUUCAACCUGUCCAACCAAACCAGAGAUGUCUCCGAAGACCUCCUCAACAAACCCAACCGUCCUCUCCCCUCCGGACGGAUAUCUCUAUCCAACGCCGUCGCUAUACGAUGGCUCUUUGUCCCAGUUUGUUGGGCUCUGUCGGCGGCGUAUAGUCCAGCGGUGUUGAUGGCCAGUCUGACGUUGACUUUCUUCGUCAUUGUGUAUAAUGAACUAGGAGCGUCGGGUGGACAUUUUCUCGUGAGGAAUUUGUUGAAUGCGAUUGGAUUGGGAUGUUUCGAGGUUGGGGCGACUUUGAUUGCUGCGAAAGACCCCUCCCACCUCGACUCCACCAUGAUCCUCUCCGUACUCCUGAGCACAAGCAUACUCACUACAACCUAUCACGCCCAAGAUUUCCGCGACAUCCACGGCGAUCGUCUCAUCGGGCGAAAGACUCUUCCUAUCGUCUAUCCCUCCAUCGCCCGUCCCAGCGUCGCAUUCGGCGUUCUAUGGUGGACGGUCGUUCUUUGUUUAGUUUGGGAAUUAUGUCGCGUCGAGAAUAGUCAUAGUGGUGCGAUGGAUGUGAUGAAUGUGAUUCUGGCGGGGUUGUUGGUCGGGGUGGCGGGUGUUGUUGGAGGGAGAUUUUUGUUGUUGAGGGAUGUGAAGGAUGAUAGGGUUUCUUUUCAUUGGUAUAAUGCAUGGCUCACUGUUGUUCAUAUCCUUCCUGGGGUAUGGAGGUGGUCAGAGUCGAGAGGACGGGUUGCAUCGUGA